This is a messenger RNA of Diversispora eburnea, 1034 nucleotides long. Lineage: Eukaryota; Fungi; Glomeromycota; Glomeromycetes; Diversisporales; Diversisporaceae. The record is from the annotation of a GenBank genome assembly.
UUUUAGCAAAACUUUCCGAAUUGUUUGAUCACAAUUAUGAAAUUGUGGAACAAAUGGUGGAGCCCAUGGAUGAAGAUACAAAUGGUGAUGUGGAGAUGGGAGAUGCAAAUGUAAAUAGGGAUGAAUUUCUGAAGGUUUCAUCUGUAGCAAAAGUUACGCAUAAGAAUGAUUUCCAAACUUUUCAUAUGAAAGUUGAACUUUGGGCAAGUGUUGAUCAUGAUGAUCAAUUUUCUCUGUCACCACUUAAGAAUACUUUGGAAUUCAUAGUAAAUUUACCUUCAUGUGGAAUAGGACAAAUGUUAAAUGAAAAAUGUCUGAAACUCCAAAACUUUAUUGGAUAUUAUUUUGAUUCUGUUGAAAUUGUAGUUUCUCCGAUACCACAUAUUCCUGGUGAUACAUCUGAAAUGAUAAUAUUUGAAAAUGAAUGUAUGUCGAAGAAACAUAACUCUUUUGAUCGUUCAGUCGGUAAGGAGAAGACCUUUGGUUUGGGUGUAAAUAUCGGAAAAAAUCUUGGAGCAACUGCUAGUUACAAUGCUAAAAAUAGUAAAAGUAUAACGUCAACGUCUGAUUAUUGGCAUAUGGAAUAUACACAUUGCCCUAUAGAAGGUGUAAGGUGGUCCUACUGUUUUGCUGCGCAAGAUAUUGAUAAAACUUUUAAAAAUCAACGAAACUUUCCAUCAUUAAGAGAUAAUUUUGGUGACUGGUAUUUUGAAAAUAGUGUGAAAGGAUUUUCUGUUACAAUUAAACAAGUAUUAAACUGUAUCAAUAAACCUGCCAUCAAUUUUCUUCCCUUCAAUUUUUUUAAUAAAUUAUCAGUGAUGAAAUGCCCCAAGAUGGUUCACACACUUGAAAUCACUUUCAAUGACCUUGAGAAAUUUAACGAGGGCUUUGCUGAAUUAAGAAAGCUAAUUCACCGUGGAACGAGAAUGCCUAAACUUGAACUCGGUAGUAAGAACUUAGAUCCAGACUUCUUGGAAAAUGAAUAUGUUAAUAGUUCAAUCAAACGUGAAUUGAGACCAGAAACAAAUAAAUAA